AUGUCUCUUGCAGCUUCCGCACCUGUUGCUUCCACAAAACAAACAGUAGCUGACAUCCCUCGACCUUGUGUAAAAUUUCCUCCCAGCAUUUGGGGUGAUGCUUUCCUUCAAUAUGAUUCACAAUCAUUGGAAGUCGAUGACAAUAUGAAGCAACAAAUGCAAAUGCAAAUGCAAAAUGAAGAAGUGAAGAAGAUGUUUCUAUCUUCAAGCAAUAAUAAUAUCUUACAAAAGCUAAACUUCAUUGACUCAUUGCAACGUUUAGGUGUCUCUUAUCAUUUUCAACAUGAAAUUGAUAAAUCACUAAAGCAAAUUCACAAUACAUUUACAAAUGAUAACUCCAUCGAAGAAGAAAGUUGCCUUCACUGUCUUGCAUUACUAUUUCGUUUGCUUAGGCAAGGAGGAUAUCACAUUUCAUCAGAAAUAUUUAACAAAUUCAAGAACAACCAAGGAAACUUCAACGAAAAAGUUGCCAAAGAUGUACAAGGAAUGUGGAACUUGUUCGAAGCUGCACAACUAAGGGGUCAUGGGGAAGAUAUACUCGAUGAAGCACUUGAUUUCACAUACAUUCACCUUAAAUCCUUGAUCAAUCAGUUGAGCCCAUCCCUCGCUGCGCAAGUAAGUCAUUGCUUAAGUAAACCUCUUCACAAGGAAAUUCCUAGGUUGAAGGCAAGGCGUUACAUGCCCUUUUAUGAAGAUGAUCCUUCACACAGCAAAGCUCUUCUCAACUUUGCAAAACUAGAUUUCAAUCUGCAGCAGAAAUUGCAUCAAAAAGAAGUAUGCAAUAUCACCAUGUGGUGGAAAAGAUCAGACUUUGGAACAAAAGUCCCUUACGCUAGAAAUAGGGUGGUUGAGGCUUACUUCUGGCCAUUGGCCAUGUCCUAUGAACCUGAAUAUAGCGUUGCCAGAACAAUAGUGGGAAAAUUGGUUGGAUGCAUCUCUCUUCUAGAUGAUACAUAUGAUGCCUAUGGCACAGUUGAAGAACUUGAAGUCUUCACACAGGCAAUCCAGAGAUGGGAUAUUAGUUUCAUUCAAUCUCUUCCAGAGUGUAUGAAAGUGGUAUUUAGUGCAAUUGUAGAACUAUGGGAUGAAAUAGAGUUGGUUACUGCAGAGGGUGGAAAAUCAAGCAUUGUGUUGAACUGUAUUAAAGAAGCAUUUUCUGACUUGGCAAAAGCCUACUUCGUUGAAGCAAAAUGGUGCCAUGAGGGCUAUAUUCCCACAUAUGAUGAGUACAAGGUUAAUGGAGCUGUAAGUUCUACAUGCCCACUUCAGAUAGUAGCGUUUCUUCUUCUGGGAAAAUUUUCAACCCAAGAGGUGAUUGAUUGGAUUUUGUCCUAUCCAAAAAUCAUUAAAGCUGUUUCAGUUAUUGGCAGAUUUGAGGAUGACUUAUCGUCACAUAAGUUUGAACAACAAAGAGUGCAUGUUGCUUCAGCAGUUGAAUGUUGCAUGAAGCAAUAUGAGAUUUCACAAGAAGAGGCUUCUAAACUCAUUCGCAAAGACAUUGAAGAUUUAUGGAAGGUUAUAAAUGAAGAGUGCCUUGAGUCAAAUCACAUCCCAAGGCCCGUGCUUGAGUGUAUUCUUAAUUUGGGGCGUGUAACUGAGUUUACGUAUGAUAACUUCAUGGAUAAAUACACAAAUGCGGAACUACUGAAAGUUCAUGUCGUGGAUCCAAUAAGCAUCGAGCAACACGACUAG
Molecule: messenger RNA, 1692 nt
Organism: Abrus precatorius (Indian licorice)
Lineage: Eukaryota; Viridiplantae; Streptophyta; Magnoliopsida; Fabales; Fabaceae
Product: probable terpene synthase 2
Exons: 7
Coding region: 1-1692 (563 amino acids)
Biological process (GO): diterpenoid biosynthetic process
Molecular function (GO): magnesium ion binding; terpene synthase activity
Source: RefSeq, a predicted model, not a curated record